Molecule: messenger RNA, 5388 nt
Organism: Phaethon lepturus (White-tailed tropicbird)
Lineage: Eukaryota; Metazoa; Chordata; Aves; Phaethontiformes; Phaethontidae
Product: vitellogenin-2-like
Exons: 37
Coding region: 1-5388 (1795 amino acids)
Biological process (GO): lipid transport
Molecular function (GO): lipid carrier activity
Source: RefSeq, a predicted model, not a curated record
AUGAGGGGAAUCGUACUUGCACUAGCGCUGACCCUUGUAGGUAGCCAGAAGUUUGACAUUGACCCUGGAUUCAGCAGCAGAAAGAGCUAUUUGUACAGCUAUGAAGGUUGGGUGUUGAAUGGGCUUCAAGAAAAAAGUUUAGCCAAAGCCGGCGUGCGCUUGAGCAGCAAACUAGAGAUCAGUGGGCUGUCAGAGGACACUUACCUCCUCAAGAUCCGCUCUCCACAAUUUGAGGAAUACAAUGGCAUCUGGCCCAGGGACCCAUUUACUCGAUCUUCCAAAAUCACCCAAAUGGUUUCUUCAUGUUUUAGCCGGCCCUUCAAGUUUGAGUACAAUAGUGGACGGAUUGGAAACAUCUAUGGCCCAGAAGACUGCCCCGAUAUGUGUAUUAACAUAGUGAGAGGAAUACUGAACAUGAUACAGAUAACCAUUAAAAAAUCACAGAAUGUGUAUGAAUUGCAAGAGGCUGGAAUUGGAGGAGUUUGCCAUACAAGGUACGUCAUCCAGGAAGACAGGAAGAACAGCCGAGUCACCGUUACCAAAACCGUAGACCAAAAUAAUUGCCAGGAAAAGGUGUUGAAGCGUGUUGGAAUGGCUUACAUCUAUCCUUGUCCUGUUGACAUGAUGAAGGGAAGGCUCAUAAAAGGGACUGCGGUUUUCUCCUCCAAACUGAAGCAGUCAGACAGUGGUACCCUCAUCACAGAGGUGGUGUCGCAGCAGGUGUAUCAGAUCUCACCACUCAGUGAACCUACUGGUGUGGCUGUUAUGGAAGCAAGACAACAACUCACCUUGCUCGAAGUGAGAAGUGAACGGGGGAGCGCCCCGGACAUUUCCCUGCAGAGCUACGGAAGCCUUCGUUACCGCUUCCCGUCAGCAUUGCCACAGAUGCCGCUGCAGCUAAUCAAGAUGAAAAACCCCGAGCAGCGGAUAGUAGAAACACUGCAGCACAUAGUCCUGAAUAACCAACAAGAUUUCCACGACGAUGUUCCAUACAGAUUCCUGGAGCUCGUGCAGCUCUGCCGGAUAGCAAGUGCUGAUACUCUUGAGUCCAUUUGGAGACAAUUUUCAGACAAACCCCGCUAUAGGCGAUGGCUGCUGAGUGCAGUUUCUGCGACAGGCACCACAGAAGCACUCAAAUUCAUCAAGAGCAGAAUUCGCAGUGAUGACCUUAACUACUUUCAGACUUUUCUAAGUGUUUCUUUUGCUCUCCACUUCAUGAAAGCUGAUGAACACACUGUUCCAAUAGCAGCAGAUUUAGUGACCAGUUCUCGAAUUCAGAAAAGCCCCAUGCUUCAGCAGGUUGCCUGCUUGGGAUACAGUUCUGUGGUCAAUAGAUACUGUUCUCAGACCUCAGCUUGUCCUAAAGAAGCUCUUCAGCCCAUCCAUGACCUGGCAGAUGAAGCAAUCAGCAGGGGCCGUGAAGACAAAAUGAAAUUAGCUCUGAAGUGCAUUGGUAACAUGGGGGAACCAGCCAGCAUCAAGCGCAUCCUGAAAUUCCUUCCUGUAUCUUCAUCCAGUGCUUCUGAUAUCCCCAUUCACAUUCAGAUUGAUGCCAUAAUGGCUUUGAGAAAAAUAGCUUGGAAGGACCCCAAAACAGUGCAGGGAUGUCUCAUUCAGAUCCUUGCAGACCAGUCGCUUCCUCCCGAAGUGCGAAUGAUGGCUUGUGCUGUUAUCUUUGAGACGAGGCCUGCCCUUCCUUUAAUAACAACGAUAGCUAACGUGGCAAUGAAGGAGAGCAAUUUGCAAGUGGCCAGUUUUGUGUAUUCCCACAUGAAAGCUUUGUCGAAGAGCAGAUUGCCGUACAUGUACAACAUAUCUUCGGCUUGCAAUAUCGCCCUUAAGCUGCUGGCCCCCAAACUGGACAGGCUGAGCUACCGGUAUAGCAAGGUCGUGCAUAUUGGUGGUUACUUUGAUAACUAUAAAGUUGGAGCUGCUGGAGAUGUCUUUAUUAUGAACAGCCCAGGAACGAUGUUCCCAUCCGCGGUAAUUUCCAAGCUGAUGGCAUAUUCUGCAGGGUCAGUGGCUGAUUUGGUGGAGGCUGGUGUCCGUGUGGAAGGCCUCACAGACGUCAUCAUGAAACGAAAUAUCCCGUUUGCUGACUAUCCCACAUACAAAAAGAUAAAGGAGAUUGGAAAAGCUCUGCUGGGGUGGAAGGAGCUGCCCGCAGAAACCCCCUUGGUAUCAGCCUACGUGAAAGUCUUUGGCCAAGAGCUGGCCUACGUCAACAUCAAUAAGGAAGUCCUGCAACAGGCUAUGAAGACUGUGCUGGAACCCGCUGACAGGAACACAGUGAUGAAGAGAAUCGCCAGCCAAAUCCGCAACGGCAUUGCAGGACAGUGGACACAGCCGGUGUGGCUGCGAUACAUCGUUCCUACCUGCACCGGUCUGCCGCUGGAGUAUGGGUCAUACACGACUGCCCUGGCACGUGCGGCAGUCAACGUUGAUGGAAAGAUGACCCCACCUUUAACUGGAGAUUUUAGACCUUCUCAGUUGCUUGAAUCCACCAUGCAGAUUCGUUCUGACAUAAACCCAAGCUUAUAUGUACACACAGUCGCAACAAUGGGUGUCAACACAGAAUACUUUCAACAUGCUGUUGAAAUUCAAGGCAAGGUCCUGACAAGAGUGCCAAUGAAGUUUGAUGCCAAGAUAGACAUGAAACUGAAAAAUAUUAAGAUUGAAACAAAUCCGUGCCAUGAGGAAACCGAGAUAGUGGUUGCAAGACAUAAGGCUUUUGCUGUAUCAAGAAACAUAGGAGAACUAGGUGUUGAAAAGAAGACCUCAAUUCUCCCAGGAGAUGCUUCAUCAGAUAUUGUGGAAGAAUCUUUCAAACCAUCAGAGAGAACUUCCAGUGAAGGUUUCACAAUGCAAGGAGCUGACAGCAUGCCAAGGAAACAUGCCUAUAGCUCUCAAGAGGAUCUCCACCGUGGCACAGGAAGAAAAACUCAUAGACGAGACUUUUGCGUCAAACUGCAUCGUCUUGGUUGUCAGCUCUGCUUUUCCAGAAGGUCACGAGAUGCCAGUUUCCUAAAAAAUACAUAUUUGCAUAGAUUAAUUGGAGAACAUGAAGCUAAAAUAGUCCUGAUGCCAGUUCAAACAGAUGCUGACAUUGACAAAAUUCAGCUGGAGGUUCAGGCAGGAUCCAGAGCAGCUUCCAAAAUAAUUCAUGUGGUAAACUCGGAGUCUGAGGAAGAGGAUGAGUCAUCUCUGUAUGAGGACAUCCAAGCUAAACUGAAGAAGAUUCUAGGCAUUGAAAAUGUGUUCAAGGUUGCAAAUAAAACACGACACCAGAAGAAGCAACCUUCUAAGAAAGGAAACACUAUGCUAACAGAGCUUGGGACAGACCCCAGUGAAAAAAUUCCUUCCAGCUCAUCUUCUGCCUCCUCAGCUGUCUCCUCUUCUUCCUCAUCAGCUGCUGCUUCUCGUGAGCGUAAAAAGGCUGUGGAUAAAGAUAAGAAUGAUCAAGUGAAGCAAGCGAGAAACAAAGAUGCCAGCAGCAAGAGUAGCAGCAGCAGCAAGAGGAGCAGCAGGAGUAGUAGUAGUAGCAGCAGCAGGAGCAGCAGGAGUAGUAGUAGUAGCAGCAGCAGGAGUAGUAGCAGCAGCAGUAGUAGUAGUAGCAGCAGCUGCAGGAAGUCAUUGAGUCACCAUAGCCAUGGGCAUCACUCAAGGUAUCUGAAUGGCAGCAGUAGCAGCAGUAGCAGCAGCAGCAGCAGGAAGUCGUUGAGUCACCAUAGCCAUCAGCAUCAUUUGGGACAUCUGGAAGGUGGCAGCAGCAGCAGCAGCACAUAUUCCAAAACAUGGGGAGAUCAUGAGAUUUAUCAGUAUCGCUUUAGAUCAGCGCAUAGACAAGAGUUCCCAGAAAGGAAAAUCCCAGCUGACCACCUUAGCAGCACGUACUCCUCUACCAGAUCCAGUCAUGCCUCAUCUCGAGCUGCUUCCCGGACUAAGUUUUUGGGAGAUGUUAAAACACCAGUAUUAGCUGUUUUUCUUCAUGGCAUUCGUAACGAGAAGAAGAUAGGAGGUCUCCAGCUUGUGGUAUAUGCUGAUAUUGACUCCAUCAGGCCCCGGGUGCAGGUGUUUGUGUCAAACCUCACAGAUUCAAGCAAGUGGAAGCUCUGUGCUGAUGCUUCAGUCCUCAAUGCUCACAAGGCAGUGGCUUACCUGAAAUGGGGCCGGAAUUGCCAGGACUACAAGAUUUCAACAGAGCUGGUAACUGGGCGAUUUGCUGCCCACCCUGCUGUACAAGUGAAACUGGAGUGGCCUAAAGUUCCUUCAAGUAUCAGAUCCAUAGCAGAAUGGUUUUACAAGUUUGUCCCUGGGGCUGCGUUUAUGCUGGGGUUCUCUGAAAAAACAGACAAGAAUCCUUCUCGACAAGCCAAGGUGGUCGUGGCUCUAACUUCUCCAAGGACAUGUGAUGUUGUUAUCAAGCUUCCUGAUAUGAUCCUCUAUGAAAAAGCCAUGAGGCUUCCCCUGUCACUCCCUGUAGGUCCGAGGAUACCAGCUUCAGAGCUGCAGCCUCCCAUCUGGAAUGUCUUUGCUGAAGCCCCCUCUGCAGUGCUCGAGAAUUUGAAAGCUCGCUGCUCAGUUUCCCACAACAAGGUCACAACCUUUAAUGAAGUUCAGUUUAACUACACAAUGCCAGCAAAUUGCUACCACAUCUUGGCUCAGGAUUGCAGCUCUGACCUUAAGUUCCUGGUGAUGAUGAGGAAUGCUGAAGAAGCUAUGAACCUGAAAGCAAUCAAUAUCAAGCUUGGCAGUCAUGAAAUCGAUAUGUACCCUGCGAACGGGCAGGUGAAACUGCUGGUAGAUGGGGUUGAAAGCCGCACAACGAAUGUUUCAUACAUAUCUGCUGGUGCUUCUCUGUGGAUCCACAGUGAAAAACAAGGGCUUGUACUUGUUGCCCCAGCCUAUGGCAUUGAUAAAUUGUACUUUGAUGGAUACACAUUCAGGAUACAAGUUGCUUUAUGGAUGGCAGGGAAAAUGUGUGGAAUAUGUGGAAAAUAUGAUGCAGAAUGUGAACAGGAAUAUCGAAUGCCCAAUGGAUAUCUAGCUAAAGAUGCAGUGAGCUUUGGACAUUCUUGGAUUUUGGAAGAAAAGCCUUGUACAGGAGCCUGCAAACUGCGACGCUCCUUCAUGAAGCUUGAGAAGACAGUUCAGCUUGCGGGCGUCGAGUCCAAGUGCUAUUCUACCGAGCCUGUGCUGCGCUGUAUGAAAGGAUGCUCUGCCACCAGGACUACUCCAGUCACUGUUGGUUUCCACUGUCUCCCAGCUGAUUCAGCUACCAGCCUGACAGACAAACAGACGAAGUUCGACCAGAAGUCAGAGGAUAUGCAGGACACUGUUGAUGCACACAUAGCAUGUUCUUGUGAGAACGAAGACUGCAGCACAUGA